AGAGUAGAACACAACCCAUGCAGCUUCUACCCACUUUCGUGUAUUCACACUGGAAUUCAUUUUAGUAAUACUAUUUAUCCGAGAAGUGUGUCGAACCCGGAAGAGAGGCACCGCCGAGCAGCAUAUAGCUGAACAUAUAUGGCGUCUGCUUUAGGUGAAGGUGAAGCCUCUUCUUCUACUGCAACCGGAGACUCUUGUAAGCAUCAGGUGUUCUUGAGUUUUAGGGGAGAAGACACCCGGAAAGGCUUCACUGAUCAUCUAUCUGCCUCACUAGAAAGGCGAGGAAUCACAGCUUACAGAGACGACAAGAACCUUGAGAAAGGUGAUGCUAUUCAAGAUGAACUUUUGAAAGCAAUAGAAGAAUCUAUGUUUGCUGUCGUUGUUCUCUCGCCAAACUAUGCUUCCUCCAGUUGGUGCUUGGACGAGCUACACAAGAUCCUUGAGUGCAGCAAGAAUCAUGGGCUAUCUGUUGUGCCAGUCUUCUACAAUGUGGAGCCUUCUGAUGUUAGGCAUCAAAAAGGAAACUUCAAGAAAGCUCUUAGAAAACAUCAGAAUAGAUUUGGUCAAGACAGUGACAGGAUUAGAAGAUGGACAAAUGCUUUGACCCAAAUUGCUAGCUUUUCUGGUUGGGACUCCAAGAACCAGCAGGAGGCAAGACUAGUGGAGAACAUAGUUGACCACAUACAAAAGAAGCUACUUCCAAAAUUUCCAUCUUGCCCAGAAAAUCUUGUUGGGAUUCUUCCAAAGAUGGAGGAUGUGUUCUCACUUCUAGGUAUGGGGUCAAAUAAUGUUCACUUUGUAGGCAUACGGGGCAUGGGUGGCAUAGGUAAAACUACCGUUGCUAGAGCAGUCUAUGAAGCCAUCCAAUCCAAGUUUCAAGUUUGUUGCUUUAUGAGGGAUGUUAGGGAGGUUUCCAAGGCAAAAGGUUUUGUUCACUUACAAAAGCUUCUUCUCUCAACACUAAAUGUUAGUGAUGAAUUUUAUGACAUUGAAGAUGGAAAGAAGAUGAUACGAAACUGGUUAUGCAAGAAAAAGGUUCUUCUUGUUCUUGAUGAUGUAAGUGAGGAAAUCCAGUUGGAAAAUUUGGCCGGGAAGCAAGAUUGGUUUGGUCCUGGAAGCACAGUAAUAAUCACAACAAGGUAUAUGCAUUUGCUUGAGAUACAUAGAGUGAAUGGAACAUAUAAGGUUGAAGGGUUGGUGGAAGAAGAAGCCCUCCGCCUCUUUUGUUUGAAAGCCUUUAAAAGAGAUCAACCAGAAGAAGGCUAUUUGGAUUUGUCCAAAGACAUUGUCAAAUAUACUGGUGGCCUUCCAUUGGCACUUAAGGUAUUAGGUUCCUAUUGGUGUGGCAGAGAUCUUCAUUUUUGGCAUAGAACUGCUAGAGAAUUGAGCAGCGUUCUACCCUCGGAAAUCCUCAAUACUUUGAAAAUAAGCUUUGACCAUUUAGAGCCAACAGAGAAAUAUAUCUUUCUGGAUAUUGCUUGUUUCUUCAAAGGAAUGAACAGAGACGAAGUAGUAAAUAUAUUACAGAUGUGUGAUUAUUAUGAUGGAAUUGAAAAUGGAAUUGUUACUUUGAUUGAAAAAUCUUUGAUAACUCUAAGUAAGGAUGAGAUGUUGGAAAUGCAUGAUCUGCUUCAAGAUAUGGGAAAAAAUAUUGUAUUUCAAGAAUUUCCAACUAAUCCCGGGAAACGAAGCAGGUUGUGGUCUAAAAAGGACAUUGAUCAAGUUUUGACAAAUGAUAUGGGAACUGAAGCAAUUCAAGGAAUUGUUCUACACUCAAGUUAUGAAGCUCAGUGGAGUAUUGAAGCCUUUUCAAAGACAAGUCAACUGACAUUUCUCAGUUUACAUGGCAUGAAACUUCCACUUGGUCUCAACUACCUUCCUAGAUCAUUAAAAGUCCUUCAUUGGAAUUACUGUCCCUUGAAGACUUUACCCCUGGCGGAUCAAAAGUAUGAACUGGUUGAAAUUAAACUGCGGAAUAGCAAGAUUGAGCAAGUUUGGCACGGGAAAAAGUUUCUUGAAAAGUUGAAGUACAUGGAUUUGAGUGUGUCUGAGAACCUAACUGGAACCCCUGAUAUUUCUGGUGCACCAAUGCUUCAAAAGCUUAAUCUGCAAUUCUGCUCAGGGCUGAGUGAGGUUCACCCAUCCCUUACACACCAUGAGAACCUUGUUCAAUUGGAUUUCAGCAAUUGCACAAGUCUCAAAACUAUUCCAGGCAAACUGAAGAUGAGUUCACUGGAGGAAUUAGACCUGAGCAAUUGCAGCAGUUUUGUAAACUUGCCAAAAUUCGCGGAAUGCAUGAAACUAUCAUUGCUUUCUUUGAAACGAACCUCCAUAAAAAACCUGCCACGUUCUGUCUCAUCAAGUCUACCUUUGCUAUGCAGUCUAGACUUAAGUUGCUGCAAUCUAACUGAACUGGCAUUCCCUUGCAACAUUUUCCACUUGCCAUUGUUGACUGAUUUGAAUCUGUCUCGUAACAAAUUUGUCCAUGUACCAAUAAGCCUUCAUAAACUUCCCAACCUCAAACGUCUUUGUCUAAAUAAUUGCCCAAAUCUUAAGUCUCUCCCGGUGCUCCCCUCAAGUAUUGAGAAAUUGGAAGCAUGCAAUUCUUUCAUUGCUUAUGGUGAAAUAGGAUAUUUUGAUCCCUGUGAAACCAUAUUCAAUUUCUUUCGAUCAUCGAGCAGUGAUCAUUCUCAGGUCUUUAUCAUGGAGUUCACAUCAUGGAUAUAUAGGAAAGAAAAAGUUUCACCGUGGCAAUCUUUUUUAAGGUUCAAUCUAGAAGAUGGUGAACAUAUUUCUCUCCCACCACAAGGUGAUUUCCCUCCAAAUGAUAGGUUGGGAAUUAUACUAUGCUUUGAGACAGCUACUUAUUUGAACAAGACGGAUUUGUGUGUCUGCAAUGGUAGAAGAUGGAUCACCAAGAAGAAUUCAGGCGAAAAGGGCGAUCGCACGUAUUUUAUCCUUCUAACCAAUGACUAUUUUAAUGCUGAAUUAUGCCCUGAUUAUACAUUUAAGCUCUCUGUCAACAAUGCCCUUAGUUACCACAUGCACAACCAAGCAUGGAGCUAUGGCUCCAACCAAUGCUGGGGCCGCUGGGUGCAUCAACAAUAUUUUAUUGACUAUAUGUAUGAUUUUGAUUAUUAAAAAUUAAAUUAUACU
Arachis duranensis is the source of this 3156-nucleotide messenger RNA. Its product is annotated as disease resistance protein RPV1-like. Gene Ontology annotation, biological process: defense response; signal transduction. The record is from RefSeq and is a predicted model, not a curated record. Gene Ontology annotation, molecular function: ADP binding. Bases 139 to 3141 code for a protein of 1000 amino acids. NCBI's taxonomy places the organism in Eukaryota, Viridiplantae, Streptophyta, Magnoliopsida, Fabales, Fabaceae. The transcript has 4 exons.